Tympanuchus pallidicinctus (lesser prairie-chicken) is the source of this 2182-nucleotide messenger RNA. RefSeq names its product NIMA related kinase 6 (gene NEK6). The coding region runs from base 165 to 1109 and encodes 314 amino acids. Gene Ontology annotation, molecular function: ATP binding; protein kinase activity. The record is from RefSeq and is a predicted model, not a curated record. Gene Ontology annotation, biological process: protein phosphorylation. The transcript is spliced from 10 exons. Lineage: Eukaryota; Metazoa; Chordata; Aves; Galliformes; Phasianidae.
GGGCGGUGGGAGGGCUCCGCUCAUGCUCCCUCGCUCCGGGGCAGCUCCGCGCGGUGACUCAUCGCGGGACGUGGAAAACACGCGCGCGGACGCAGACGCGCCCGGAGGAGCGGGGGCAGCGCCGGCCGCCAGCCCGCAGGUCCAGCAGCGCUUGGCAUGUGGGCAUGGAGGGGCAGCAUGAGCACCCGCAGCACCUGGGGGACCAGACCAGCGCGCUCUGCAAGCUGCCAGGCCAGGACUUCCAGCACGACCCGCAGAGACAUUUAACGUCGUACCCGUAUCGCUGCACACUGGCAGACUUUCAGAUAGAGAAGAAGAUCGGGCGAGGACAGUUCAGUGAAGUUUACAAAGCAACUUGUCUUCUGGACAGAAAACCUGUGGCGUUAAAGAAAGUUCAGAUUUUUGAAAUGAUGGAUGCCAAGGCUAGGCAAGAUUGCAUUAAAGAGAUUGACCUCUUGAAGCAACUGAACCACCCCAAUAUAAUUAAAUAUUUGGAUUCUUUCAUUGAAGACAAUGAACUUAACAUUGUCCUGGAGCUGGCAGAUGCUGGUGAUCUCUCCCAGAUGAUAAAGUAUUUUAAGAAGCAGAAACGGUUAAUCCCAGAAAGGACGGUGUGGAAAUAUUUUGUGCAGCUAUGCAGUGCGGUUGAACACAUGCACUCCCGCAGGGUGAUGCACAGAGACAUAAAACCAGCCAACGUGUUUAUAACAGCCACAGGGGUGGUGAAGCUGGGAGAUCUUGGAUUAGGCCGGUUUUUUAGUUCUAAAACCACUGCAGCACAUUCCUUAGUGGGAACUCCAUACUAUAUGUCCCCAGAAAGAAUACAUGAAAACGGCUAUAACUUUAAAUCCGAUAUCUGGUCUUUGGGCUGUUUGCUGUAUGAAAUGGCAGCUCUUCAGAGUCCUUUCUAUGGAGAUAAAAUGAACCUGUUUUCUCUUUGCCAAAAAAUAGAGCAAUGUGACUACCCGCCUCUUCCAGCUGAACAUUAUUCUGAGAAGCUCCGGGAGCUGGUCAGCAUGUGCAUAUAUCCUGAUCCAGAUCAAAGACCCGACAUUGGUUACGUGCACCAAAUAGCGAAACAAAUGCACGUUUGGACCUCCAGCACCUGAACCAUCUGCAGACACUCUCAAAAGCCAGCACAGCUUAGUCUUACUUGAAUUUUUUUUCUCAGAUGAAACCGACUGGUGCCUAGUCAGCAAGCGAGGGGAGCACUCGUAGCAGGAUGCUCCAUUAUUUCUGCAGGUUAUUUGACAAGGACUCUUACAAGGUGGUCAUGCUUUAAAGUGAAGAUUCUGUGAGGUAUUGCAAGUGAUUUUUUUUUUUAAGCCAAUAAGAUGUUACAGGUGUAGAUCAUUUAAGGGUCUUUUCUUAAACUGUCGUGUGUAAUCUAGGAUAGAUGAUAUUAACCGGGGUGUCAGCGUUGGGCACUCCUCCUCUAUCUUAACUGUAAUGUGAAAUAUUGAAAUAAUUCCUUCAGUGAAAUCACUUUAUACUAAUGUAAGAAUUACAGUAGGUUUUGUGUCGUUUGUAUAACUGCUACUUCGCCUCUUCUGCAAAUGGUUUAUAGCAAAUUUCAGUUUUUACUUUGUGUAUUUUAAAGCAGCCAUUUAUGUAUUUUUAUUAAUUCCCUCCUUCAGAUUUAGAAUGGGGAGCGGUUUGGGGGGUGGGAGGGGGUAAAAAUGCAUUUAUUUCAUGACUUUUUUUUUUUUUUUUUUUUAACUGAAAACUUAGAGUCUUUUGCUGAUGCAUUUAGCUGUUAACUCAGCCACUGAACUGAAUUCAGUGUACAGCUGGGGAAGAAAACCCACAAAUCCUGUGCAAACCACUCCACAGAAACGUGCUUCAGCAGGGCCUUUGUGAGCACCUGACUGUCACGACUUGAGACUGCAGGUUGCUAUAAAAGCAGUGUUUCUCUGCCCCAGCUGGAUUUUUGGGAAGAUGCUUGUACACGUGCAGUAGUGUGUUAGGUACCAGUAGGCAGAACUUUACACAAAGCAGUGUUUGAAACUCUUUGAGACAUACAGAAACCAAGUCAGUCCAACGCUCUGCGUGGCCAAUUCCACACCAGGAUCAGCCCCGUCUACUUAACUGUGAAAGCUGAUUUAGAAUGUGAAUUUUUAUAAAAAUCUCAAGCUGAUUAGAGGGGGUCAUCUUCUUAAAUUAAAACUUUAAACCAACUAAA